Molecule: messenger RNA, 642 nt
Organism: Aureobasidium uvarum
Lineage: Eukaryota; Fungi; Ascomycota; Dothideomycetes; Dothideales; Saccotheciaceae
Source: the annotation of a GenBank genome assembly
AUGGCCAAAGGGGAGAAUUCAAAGAAGGCUGCCGGCAAUGCUAAAAAGGCCGAGGUUGCUGCCCAAAAACAAGCUGUCGAGAACCAGAAGAAGAGCCAGAAGGAAGCCGAAGAGUGGAACAAGGGCGCAAAGGACAGCUCUAAGGCUGCUGCUGCCGCCGACAAGAAAGCCGAAGCCGAGCGCAAGAAGGCUGAAAAAGCAGCUCUCCUCGCCGAAGAAGACGCCUCCCUCCCUGCCAAAAAGACCGGCAACGCCAAAACCGCCCCAAAGAAAUCCCGCGGUCUGGAUCUGUCUGGCCUCGACGGUCCCUCCUCGCUCUCCUCACUCUCGGCAACCGGUAUCGACAAUGCUCUCGACGCUCUGUCUCUGACCGCUGCCUCCUCAGACAAGGUCGACCGUCACCCCGAGCGUCGCUUCAAGGCCGCCUACACCCAGUACGAAGAACGCCGCUUGGAAGAGAUGAAGGAUGAGAAGGGCCUGCGCCGCCAGCAGAAGAUUGAGCAGAUUCGCAAGGAGUUUGAGAAGCAUCCCGAAAAUCCAUUCAACCAGGCCAAUGCUUCCUACAACAGCACGAGGGAGGACCUGCAAAACAUUCGUGAGGGUGAAAAGGCCAAGAUUGAGAAGAGAUUGGGUGGUCCUUGA